This is a messenger RNA of Solanum tuberosum (potato), 685 nucleotides long. Its product is annotated as dirigent protein 22-like. NCBI's taxonomy places the organism in Eukaryota, Viridiplantae, Streptophyta, Magnoliopsida, Solanales, Solanaceae. The record is from RefSeq and is a predicted model, not a curated record. The transcript has a single exon. Bases 45 to 599 code for a protein of 184 amino acids.
UCCUUGUAUAUGCAUUGUAUUCAUUAUAGACAAAGGAAAAAGAGAUGGAAAAAAGAAGCCUAGUUAUAUUGCUUUGUUUUAUUCUUAUGUCAAUGGCUCAAGGUGUUGUAUUAGGACCCAAAGCUGUUGAAAAAUGGUUCAAGAAGCUUCCUUAUGCAAAGCAAAAGGUAACUAAAUUUCAUUUCUAUUUUCAUGACAUAACUAGUGGGAAAAAUCCAACGGCAGUUCCAAUAAUCAAGUCCAAAUCCCCAACUUUCUUUGGGUAUGUUGCAAUGAUUGAUGACCCACUGACAGUUGGACCCGAGGUCAACUCGACUCUAGUGGGUCGAGCCCAAGGGAUUUAUGGUGGAGCCGGUCAAAAGGAGGCUGCCCUUCUUAUGACCCUCAACUUUGUGUUCACAACUGGCAAGUAUAAUGGUAGCACAUUGAGUGUACUUGGUAGGAACCCAGCAUUUCAUAAGUACCGUGAGAUGCCUAUUGUUGGUGGUUCUGGAGUUUUUCGAUUGGCUCAGGGAAUCGCCACCGCGAAAACCUAUUGGAUGAAUGCUACCGAUGCUAUUGUUGAGUACAAUGUUAUAGUCCUGCAUUAUGACAUUUGAUGUGCUUUGCUUUUUUAAUAUUCAUUUGUAAUUUCAUGUUCAUUAUAUUUGAAUAAGUCAGCAAGAUAAAACAAUUGCUAAGCGAA